AUUUGUUCACUAAAUGAAGUGAGUUUGAACUGCACCUCCUGUCUUCGCCUUCCUUGGGACCAGCUGUGGUGCCUGCGGCAGGGUGGUCGGCCUUUGGAGAGUGCUGACCUGGGGGCCAAAGUUGUGGACCCUGCAUUCUGAUCUGUCAGGUCUGCGCUAAAAUCUACGUUCCUUUUGCAGUCUCCAGUUCCAAGAGCCUUUCCAGUCCUCAGGACAGAAACGCCGGCUGCUCCACAGUCAAGUUUACCAGCCGCUCCAUGGUCAAGCUCGCUGGCUGCUCCACGGUCAAGCCAAUUCACUCCCAAGCCCUGAUAACAGGAGCUAUCUCCUUAACAUCAGCCAAAAAGGGAGAAUGAGGAGGAAAAGACUGUUGGCUCUAGCCACUGACCAGAGUCGUGAGAUGGCUUUAGCCCCUGACCAGAAUCAUGAGAUGGCUCUAGCCAUCUAGUCCGCUCCCACUCAAUUCACAAAGCUCAACAAGGCGCCAAACCCUCCUUCAUCUCCUCAGUCUCCAUCGCCUCCGCUGGUCCCUUCCAGCCCUCCUUCAUCUCCUGAGUCUCCUUCGCCUCCACUGGUCCCAUCCAGCCCUCCUUCAUCUCCUCUUCCCACGUCAAGCCCUGGGAGGGCUCUUGUUCCCAUGUCCGGCCCAGAGAGGGCUGUUGUUCCCACGUCAUGCCCAGAGAGGUCUUGUGUCCCCAAGUCCAGCCAGGAGAGGGCUUUUGAGCCCAGCCCAGAGCCGGUCCCAGCCAGGGGACUCAGAGUCAAUAAAUUUCUGGUUGGGGGUUAUACGUCUCCGGCUGAAGUGGCCAGGCCAAUUGCCAAGGCCACGGAGGCUGUCCAGCCAUGGCCCUCUGAACUACCUGUUUCGCCAUGGUUUCCUGAACCGCCUGCUCCGCUAUGGCCUCCUGGACUGCCUGUUCUGCUAUGGCCUCCUGAACUGCCUGCUCCGUCAUGGCCUCCUGAACUGCUUGCUCUGCCAUGGGUCCCUGAACUGAUACCACCCUGGAGGCCUCCCGUCCUGUACAAGACUGUCCCUAGAGGCCUCCAGAGUGCCCACCCCCCUCCCCUCUGGAAGUUAAGUAGCGCGAAACUUGUGUUCCUGUUUUGUGUUUCUCCCCAUGUGCUUCCCGUGACCCAGUUUCUCCAUCUCGAUUUGAUUAAUCAUUUGGUUCAAGUGUGUCCCAUUAAUUCUCAUUUGUCUAUGUAUUUAAGCCCCAGUCUGUUCAGUCUUUGGUGUUCCAGUCACCAUUAUGUUAUGCUGUGUUUUUCCCUUACCAUUCUGCCCAUGUUCUAAGUUUGUUCAUUAAAUGAAGUGAGUUUGAACUGCA
Molecule: messenger RNA, 1328 nt
Organism: Cyprinus carpio (common carp)
Lineage: Eukaryota; Metazoa; Chordata; Actinopteri; Cypriniformes; Cyprinidae
Product: proline-rich receptor-like protein kinase PERK14
Exons: 2
Coding region: 638-1294 (218 amino acids)
Source: RefSeq, a predicted model, not a curated record